UGCAGUUCCAUCGACAGACAAGGGCCACGCUAUGGGUAUCUCCUAUGGAAUUUCAUCGAAGCUUCCCCUAUGACAGAUAAUCGCCCAUCGUCCAACUGCUUCCGCUCCCCGUUCCCGACCCAUGGUGAACCGCGAGUAUGGCUUAUCACCGCGGGGGACUCAUCCAUUGGGAUAUCUGUCGCACGGCAGAUUCUCGCACAUGGAGACUAUGCUUUGCUAGGUCUGGCGUAUUCGGGUUCCGAGUCCGAUAUAUAUCCCAGUCAUAGCUUCGACGCUUUUCUGGCCGAGGUUGAUCGGCAUAGCGAAGAAGGAUGGGACCGACGGUUGAAAGCUGUGCCGUUGGAUAUCCGGGUAAUAAGCGAAUGUCAAGCAGCUGUUGCGGAAGCUGUCUCGACAUUUGGCAAGGUAGAUAUUCUCUUUUGCUGCACAAGCCAAGCCAUUAUCGGAACGGUAGAGGAGCUUGCGGCUUCGCAGCAGGCAUUGAACCUGGUACGCAACCAAUUUGAAACCAACUUCUUUGGGCCUGUCAAUAUUAUUAAGGCCACAUUACCACACAUGCGGAAGCAAAAAUCUGGCCAUGUCAUGGUUCUGUCUGGGAUCGCUUCGCAUCUCGGUACACCUGGACUAGGGAUGUACUGUGCAGCGGGCUGGGCCUUGGAGGGAUUUUGCGAUAGUCUGGCUUAUGAAAUAGCUCCGUUUAACGUCAAGCUCACUAUCCUUCAAGCGAGCAUCGAGAUUGGCAUUCUCACGAAUCUAGUUACUAGUGUGCCUCCCAUAACACCAGCAUACUCUCCAGCAGUCAACCCUGCGCCCCUUUUCCGCGGAAUACUCAAUCGCUUGGUGUCUCGUCUGCUGGAUACAGCCCCUAGCCCUAGUGACAAUGAUGGGCACGAUUCAGAUGACGAAAGCGGAGGUGAACAAGUAAAUCCUUCCGAAGUCGGGCCAUUUUCGGCACCUGAGGUUGUGUCCAUGUAUCCUCCUCUGAGUUCCACGCAUCUGGAAGUCCUGGUUGCGGAAACAGUACAUGCCAUCACCUCUAUUGGCGGUCAUGAGAAUCCACCAUCACGCCAUAUAGUAGGGCAUGAAGGGGCCGCAAGUGUCAAGGAAAAACUCAAGACUGUAAGUAAGGAACUGGAAGACUUUGUGCAGACGAGCUACGCCGUUGAUAUUACCGCCGAUGAAAAUGCUUAACAUGCGUUUUCAUGACCAAAGUAUCGAAUGGCAGCAAUUUCGGUAUUUGAAAAAGAGUCGAGGGCUGUACAUAUAUGCUCUCGGCUGAUUCGGGCACAAUAUCCCUGCCGUAUGGCCAUUUUCAG
Messenger RNA from Monascus purpureus, 1316 nucleotides. The record is from the annotation of a GenBank genome assembly. Lineage: Eukaryota; Fungi; Ascomycota; Eurotiomycetes; Eurotiales; Aspergillaceae.